Eremomyces bilateralis CBS 781.70 is the source of this 579-nucleotide messenger RNA. RefSeq lists its product as uncharacterized. The transcript has 2 exons. Lineage: Eukaryota; Fungi; Ascomycota; Dothideomycetes; Eremomycetales; Eremomycetaceae. The annotation marks the transcript as partial. The record is from RefSeq and is a predicted model, not a curated record.
AUGGCGGAGAAGGAGGUCGACAGGUUUAGGUCUGAAUGUGGGGAGCUGGAUGACGAAGUACGGAGACUCAGAGAAGAGAUGCGACAGAUGAAGAAGGACGUGGAAGAAGGCAAGGAUAGGGAACGAAGAGUGAUGAAACGGUUAGAUGUUGUCAUGGAAGAUGCACAUCGUGGGAAGGAAACGACCGGCCGCACCACCGCGCUAUAUGAGAAAGAGAUUCGCAAGGCACGAAAAGAAGCAUUCAAAUCAUCCUCCGCCCUCGUCAAGCUCCAAGAAGAGCUCAAAGCCUCGCGAAGUUCGCUGCGGGCAUGCCAAACGAACCUCGAAACGGAACGGGGUAAGGCGUCCCGUCGCGAACAAGAGGCAUUCACCGCGCAGUACCAACUCGUUGGCGUCCAAGAGGAGCUACAAAAGAUGAGAGAGCGUAUAAAGGUUGUGGAGGAAGAGCGAGAUGCGCUCAAGACGAGCCUGCAAGGAGAGGAGAUCUCGCGAAUCGCAGCGGAAGGUCGUAUCGCGUUGCCAACCGGCGCAGACGAUGAUGAAGAGUUCGCCUCGCCCGUCAAAUCUCCACGCAAAAUG